Molecule: messenger RNA, 339 nt
Organism: Gloeophyllum trabeum ATCC 11539
Lineage: Eukaryota; Fungi; Basidiomycota; Agaricomycetes; Gloeophyllales; Gloeophyllaceae
Exons: 2
Coding region: 1-339 (112 amino acids)
Source: RefSeq, a predicted model, not a curated record
AUGAGCCAAGCCUUGAUGGUGUUGGUACAGGGGUAUUAUCCUCAAGACAUUCAACAUCGGGAGGAGUUGGGAGAGUUGGACAAGGCGAAGAAGAUCAUCCAGGCUGUAUUGGAUGCUAACAAUAUUCCUCUGUCUCAGGUCGACAUUCUUCUGCAGUCUCUGGGACAUGAUUACAAAGAUCCCGGUGAUGAGCAGGUUUUGAAGGACGUGGUUUGGUAUGAGCAGCAGAAGGUAUCUGCUGCAGCAGCCUCUGGGGCUGGUAAAGUCGCUCAUCAGCAGUUGAGGGAGGCUAUCCAGCUUGAGAAGCAGUCUGUUCAUGGAAAGAGUUCUAACAACUAG